AUGGUGGACUUGUUCUCGGGAUAUGAUCAGAUUUCUCUAGUAGAAGACUGCCGAGACAUGACUGCGAUUAUGACUCCAAUGGGCCUAGUCAGGAUGGUCAUAAUUCUGCAAGGAGGUGCAAAUUCAGUAGCGCAGUGCCAGCGUGUCGUGCAGUUUGUGCUCGCGGACGCAUAUGGUAAGGCUAUCCAAGCAUUCCUAGACGAUUUUGGGAUCAAAGGACCAAAGACGACCUAUAACGACGAGAUGGCGUUUUCUGGAGUUCGCCGCUAUGUUCUAGAACACCUCCAGAACCUAGACGAGACCUUAUACCUCCUAGAGCUUGCUGGGAUGGUGAUUUCGGCCGAAAAGUCGCAGUUUGCCAUGAGUGGAGUUGCGGUGGUUAGCUGGGUAUAUGAUAAAGAUGGACGCCGCCCAGAUGAGGUGAAAGUUGCGAGAUUAGUCUUCUGGCCAGUACCUACCUCUGUUCCUGAAGUCCGCUCAUUUGUGGGACUAGCAGUCUAUUUUCGUGUCAUCGUGGAGAAGUUUGGAGUUAUUAUUACCCCGCUAUACCUUCUUCUAAAGGCAGAUGACCAACAGCUGGCGUUUGAUGAGAUUAAGCGGAUUCUAUCAACCUUUCCAUGCGUCUUACUAAUAGACUAUGACUGGCUACCGUUGAUUAUUAUAGUCGCUGUGGACGCGUCUGGAAAAGGGUGGGGGGCUGUGCGAGAUGGGGUCCGGAAACCUGCGAGAUAUGAGUCAGGCACCUGGUCCGAGUCCAAGCAGACCUAUGACGCUGGAAAAAGGGAGUGUCGGGGGGUUCUGAAGGCGCUUAAAAAGUUCAGGCACUGGCUAUAUGGAGUCCAUUUCACGCUGGAGAUCGACGCUAAGACCCUAGCUACACAACUAAACAGGUCUGCGACUGACUUGCCAGGUGCACUAGUGACGAGCUGGCUGGCGUGGAUUAGACUAUUUGAUUUUGAGGUUAAACACGUGCCUGGAGACCGGCACGGCGCUGCGGAUGGCUUAUCUCGAAGACCACAUAUAAAGGAGGAAAUAGCGGAGCAAGAGACGGAGGAGGACGUUGAUGAGUUUAUAUUAGCUAAAAUAGGCACCUUACGGGUGAUGCUAAACCCAGUCGCGGCGUCUAUUGAGACCCCGCUAGGUGUGGAUAUGGAGGAUAUGACACAAAGCCAGGAGCCAGGAGACUAUAUACGAUUUCGGGACCCAAAACGCCUUGAAGAGCCACUUCUUCCAAGCCGAAUCCAGUAUAUCUGGGAGCAGGUCUAUAUUGAUACCGCUACACUACCUAACGAGGAUGGAUAUCAGUGCAUGAUUCAGGCACGUGAGGCGCUAAGUGGAUGGAUUGAAGCUAGGCCCCUAAAAGGGAAGGCGACUGGCCUCGCAGUCUGUGAAUUCAUAUGGGAAGACAUUAUAUGCCGCUAUGGAUUUCCGUUGAAGAUAGUCAUGGAUAAGGGACCAGAGUUCAGGUCGGAAAAGAAAGGUAUUAAGCGCGUUGCGAUCUCUCCAUAUAACCCGGGCUCAAACGGGGCGAUUGAGCGCAGCAUGAGAACGUUUAAGGACGCAUUAUCAAAGAUGACGUCAGGUUAUUCGGCCGAAAACGCAGCGUCUGAGCUGGAGUCUGGGUCUCUAGCCUAUUCUCAGAGACGUGGGCAUUCUAGGCAGCAUGCGGCGCCUCCUUCAUAG
Messenger RNA from Penicillium longicatenatum, 1683 nucleotides. RefSeq lists its product as uncharacterized. The record is from RefSeq and is a predicted model, not a curated record. NCBI's taxonomy places the organism in Eukaryota, Fungi, Ascomycota, Eurotiomycetes, Eurotiales, Aspergillaceae. Gene Ontology annotation, molecular function: nucleic acid binding. Bases 1 to 1683 code for a protein of 560 amino acids. The transcript is spliced from 5 exons. Gene Ontology annotation, biological process: DNA integration.